Xyrichtys novacula (pearly razorfish) is the source of this 19323-nucleotide messenger RNA. The record is from the annotation of a GenBank genome assembly. NCBI's taxonomy places the organism in Eukaryota, Metazoa, Chordata, Actinopteri, Labriformes, Labridae.
GGUUGGGACAUAAGCAAGUGAUCAACUCCUGAUUGAAGCUGGUGUUUUGCUUUUCAUCACCUCAAAAUUCUUCAUCUCUUUAUUAUUUCAAACUUUUUUUGAAGUUUCAAACCAACACUUUCAUAAUACAUGCCACUUGUUCUCAUCUAAUGUAGAUUAAUCUACAUUACUUUGAUGGAACCUCUAUGGAAAAGAAGGCUUAAACCACAUCAUUACCACAGGAUUACCUUGCCAGCCCUACAUCUGCAUGACCCAGCUAAAGGUCUCAAACACAUUAAGAAAUUCCACAAAUGAACUCUUGAUGAGGCAUAUCUGUUAGUGGUCAAAAUUGGGGAAUUUCUUUGAGAACGAAAAAGAUGACCUUGCAUUCUCACUCACCAAGGGCUAAUUUCUUAUGUUAAUGUGUUGCACAUAGCAGGCUCCAUCUGAGGCGGAUAGUGAAAGUAUCUUCACCUUUUCAUACACCACAUUGAGCUCUUCAGGUCACCUGUUUUUGGGGAACAUGAGUCACUGUAUCUUCUUAUGAUGAAGCAAAAUCUCAUCUUAAUGUCACUUCUUAAUGACCAAAGUAAAGAAUCAAAACAUCUCUUUGACAAGAUCAAAAUGGUCAUUUCUUCACAAUUUUGGUCUUGCUGGCUUCACUUAUCACUCUGUCCUAAUUACACUAUUAUAAAAAAAAAAAAAGAGUUGGGUCUUCAGACAUUCUUAGCCCAGUUCCCUAGUUCCCAAAAUUCCCUAAAUUACCAUAAGCUGAAAAGCCAAUUUCAGGUCCACAGAUGAAGAGAAAUUGGCACAGUUGUAGUAAAAAAGAGCUUGAUCUGGCAUGUUUACUCAAGUGUUUCUCUACCUUUACAUUGGCGCCUCACCCUACUCUUCACUCUUAUAUGGGAGAUGUGUCUCUUCUCUACUCCUCUAUAUCUGCCCGUCAGUCUCCCUGUUCUCUAUCCUACCCCUCACCAAAGAAAAUGAUGCAGAGAGAGGACAUGAAGUGAGGAGUGUAGAAGUGAGGAGGACUCAGUUUAUCUUCCCUCAAUGUGGUUUCCUGUUUGUAGGUGGGAGGAUGCUGAGACAGUUGUAACAGAAAACACACACACAUAUACUGCAGCCUUGAGGUGUCACCGUUACAUCCCAUGGCUGCUUCAAGGUGUUUGUGUGAAACUUAGUCUCUGACAUUUUGCUGUUCUGCACUGCAGGCUUCUUUUACAGUUUCCACCAGCACUUUAGGUUUGCAUUUGAAAGAGGGCGGUUUGAUCAACCCACACAGUCUGAGAAAGAGUGAACUUAGGUCCUAGCUAGUUGGCUGGUGAGUCAACCUCUGCAGAAGUUAGUCACAUACUUACACUUGAACUUUAAAACAUAAUGUGUUUUUAACUUUUGUAUGUUCUGAACCUUUGGUGCUUCCAUCCUUUGGUCCUAUUGUUCAUCAAGAAGGUGAUGGAGAGGACCUGAUAGCAGGAGAUGAACCAAAAACCUCGACUCAGGAGGUGAUUGGGUGCAGUGAUGACGGAGGUGUAGAGCCAGUGACACAAAGUGAGGGAGGAAACAAGCAAGUAGGUCGCUGAGGGUGCAGAUCAGACGUUAGAUCAGACACCAGGAGGGAGAAGAGAGUAAAAAGAGAAGAAGCAAGGGAACAAGUCUUCAAAUAUGAGGAAAGCUUUGUUAGCAUAAUUGCCUCAUGCAGACCAGAUACUGUAAAUGGAAACAAGCUGCUGGCCCCUGAACACCACUCUCCAUUCCAGGACAACCGUCUCUCCAGUCACAGUUUGUUUUCAGGUGUAGGUAAGUCUUCCAACAUUUUACAGCCUGAACUCUGACUUUUGGACAGCGGAGGGACCUCACCUCAGUUCAGUUCUAGCAUUAGCUAGAUGUGGAGUUGUUGAAACUGAGCACCAAGUUGGACUUUUGUCAAUCUCAAACUGAAGCCUAGAAAACAAAAUAUAGUACGGCCGCACGCUCCCUGUUAAAACUAGACCUCUCAAGGAAACUACUUUUACCAUCAGCAGGUACAUAGAUAACAAAACAACAGGAUCAAUGAAAGUCAUUGAGACUGCUUAGCUGUAGAAUUUUAAGUGCCACCAGUAUAUUUUAACCAUCAAAGAAGUCUUUCCCUUUAACUUUGUAUGACAAAAGACACUUUGAAACUCUAUGCUGACCUUUGUUACUGUGCCUCUGCUGGAAAGCUGGCAUCAGUAGAUGGAACAAGUCAUGAAGGCAACAACUAUGAAGAAAACACCAACAUUACACAUUAAGUUUGUUUCUGAGUCUCUUUUUGUUGAGUGUACUCAUAGCUUAAGUUCACUAUGGCUAGUCUAGUUUCUGUACUUAAAUUUUAGCCAAAUACCCCUUUAAUAGACAUAAACACGUACAUCAUUUAAUCUCUGCAGAUCCUGCUACUCUAACCUUAGGUGUAAAACGCUAAAGGAAAGCUAACAUACAGACAAGCAAGCACCUUGAAUCAAGCUAGACUAAAAAUCCAUCCAGCUGCCCCUCUCCUAGCUUUGUUUUGAACCAAAAAGUGUCAAAAAUCACUUGUUUAAACCAUAAUAGCUUGGUUUUGUGUAAUACCUGAGGCUUAACCUUCAAAAACAUGACAGUGGUGGCAUUCUGCUAGCUUGGGCUGAUGCUACAUCCUCUGCUGGCCGCACAACGUUGCUCAGCACUUAAAGCCAGCAGCAGCCAUGAUAGUUAGCACUGUGCAGGCUUUUGACUUUGGAGGGGAACUAUUUUUUCCCUACAGGACCAAUACAUUUUAAUAUCCAUAAGAAAAAAAUCUGACUUUAAAUGAACAAAAAAAAGCUGUUCGAAGUAUCCAAACUGUUGUUCAGAGAUGUGCCACCCUGCUUUAAGCACUUUCUUCUCCUGGUUGAGCCUGAUAAGAUGGCUGCCAGAUACAGAAACAAGAUUAGGGUUUAUUUUAAAUUAUUAUUUUAUUUAUUGCCCCUGCUGGUAGGCUAUAUGGGUCAUCUGGUGGCUUCAGGGUGAACACUAAAAACCACAAUGUCCCCUUUUCAUAUCUGGCUCACAACCUUUCGUCAUUUUUGCCUCUGUCUCUGACUUUCCUUUCAUUUCCUGUCAACUCUCUUCUGCUGACAGAAUUAACACGUCCAUUAAACAGUAGCCUAUGUGGAGGAAAAUAUGGGUAAAGCAAAUACCAGAUAACUAACAGUAAAAGAAAAAAAGGGAGAGGUUGCCAGUCCUAAACCCACUUUGGCCUCUAAAAUAUCCAACCACGACCAUCAACCAUAAACAGGUUUCAAUUUGUGGCCUCUGUCCUGUGACCCAUGUGUCUAUGAGCAACUGAUUCAACUGAUUGAAAGCCCAUAGUCAGGCAUUAUUUUUUGCCAUGUUGUUUUUCUAGGCCAGAAGUAACUGUAAUUAAAUAAAAGCACAAUAGGCUUAGCUACAACUCAACUCUGUGGAUGGGUCAAACAGCUUGAUAAAUGAAGGCAGUUUUUCCCUGAAGUACACCAAUUUCUAGCAGCCUAAUUUGCUAAAUUGUGUUAAUUGUCUCACUGCUUUCUAUACAUUGGACCUGUUUUUGCAACCACUGGGGUUGCCCCCUGGCUGAACUGUGGAACCAGCUGAUUGUGCUGCAUCAUCAGUUGCUGUUUUAAAAAAAUAUAUUGUUCACUUUUGUGCAUCGUCUUUUACACUGCUUGGCAGUAUCAUCAUCAUCAUCAUCAUCAGGUCUCUUGCUCGGCGACGGGGACGGCGCCAUGCGUAGAGCCAAUCAGUUUCACCAGUCUUCUCCAUUGAGGUCGGUCCAGUGCUAGGGGUUCGGCUGCGGCAAGCGACAGGCCCAGUUGGUGUAGGUCCCUGGUGACGACAUCAAUCCAUCGUGUGUGGGGGGCACCACGGGGGCGUUUCCAGCCGACAGCUUUGGGUUGGAAGUGGAGGAUAGCGUGAGUAGGAUGUUCUGGGGGGAGUCUCCUGAUAUGGCCGUACCAGCGCAAUCGACGCUGUGCUGCCAGUUGGGAGGCAGGGGGCUGUUGUGUCAGUUCCCUCAGUGUGAUGUUGGAGACCCUAUCUGGCCAUUUAAUGCCCUCUAUUGAGCGCAGUGCUCUGGUGUCAAAGCCAUCUAUUCUGGCAGCCAGGGUCUUGUUGAGUGGCCAUGUUUCAGCUCCGUAAAGGAGGAUGGAGAGGACUGAGGUGUUGUAGAUCCUUAGUUUGGUUGCUCUUGAUAUGGAGUGGUGUCUCCACAGCGGCUUCCAGAGUGUUUUCAUGGCGCUGGCUGCCAGGGCGCGUCUCCGGUUUAUUUCAGUUAUGAUGUUGCCGUUGUUGGUGAUGAUGGACCCAAGGUAGAUAAAGGAGGUCACAAACUCAACCUCCUCUCCACUGAUAUGCAGAGGUGGGGGGGGUGUCACCUCCGAUGUGCAUCAAUUUUGUUUUGGGCCAGCUGACCCUCAGGCCCAGUUUGUUGGAUUCCUCUUGGUAGAUUUCCAAGGCUUCUUUUAACUGGUCAAGAGUGGAGCAGAAUAGUGUUAGUCCAUGAGCCGGACCAGAUGUCGGUACCACUUGGGUGGGCAAAACCUUACAUAUACUAAAUUGUUUUUAGGGUCAAUAUAAGUAAAUUAAAAUAUGAUAGACUUUUCAUAGGGGUAGCUUUUGAUAUUUUUUCUCAUUUUGUUAUUUUCCUCAAUAGGCGAAUUUUUGUUAACUCCAAAAGCAACACAGAAAGUCAAAAGCACAUUAAAAGUCACACUCUUUUUGGGUCACACUGCUCUUUUCUAUAAAUGAAUCAAACCUGUGUCUAAUUAAAUGAGUUGAUGAAGUGGGAGUGGCCCAAUUUGAUGGUGAAGCAGUUCUUUCAGGUAUCAUAGCACUUGAGCCAAGAACCAAAAUUUCACAUAUCAGUACCACCUGGGUGGGCAAAUUCUAGUUGUGAUUUUUUUAUUGCUAUACAUCCCUACAAUAAGUUUUUAUAUGAUAGACCUUGGUAACUGGUAGCUUUAUUGUAGUUAUCACUCAUUGAAGUAAUAGAGUGCAGCUGUUCAAAAAUGAAAAAUCGCCUUCCUUCAAAAUUAGCUUUCUUUCAUUUUAACCUCUCAUUUAGGUGUGUUUGAACUAUUGGCUAGCCAUAGAGACUUGUAAUAACCCCCUAAGUAGUAUUUCAAGUAAUUUAUCUAAUACAGGUGUGUAUAUAUAAGCUUCAAUUAGCCAAUUGUCAGGUCUAAAUCAAGGUCUAAAUUAAGGAUAUUUUUUGACUUAGAAGUAGAAGUAAAGUAAAUGCAGACUAAUAGCAUUAUAAUAACACAACUUUAAUAUGACACUGACAUAUUUUAAAUGCAGGAACUCAAUAUACAAUCAUCCUGGCUGGUGCAGGGCAAGAAGACAUUAGCAACAAAAUAAGAUCUACUGAUGUAUACACUCUAUACAAUCAUCUGAGAAAAACUCCAAUUCCUAUUCAAAGUCCUAUUCUUUCCAUAAGGAACAGUGACAGCAAAUAUGACUGUCAAGUUUUGGCUUAGUACAUAAUACUGUCACUGAGUCACAGUGGGUCUGUUAACAUAGCUCCCUUUGGUCAUCACUCAUUAAUCAACAUCAGUAAUCGACAUCAGUAUCUGUAUCUUCUUCUACAUCUGAAUCUGCCGGUGUGCAAGGGGCUCUUCCUCACUGUACUGGUUGGCACAAGUUUGUAAUUUGCACAGGUUUGUGCACUUCAGCCCAUUGCUGAGACAUGUGCAGUCUGGUGGUUUGCAUGUCCUCACACACUUGCAGGAUAGUAACUGCAAGACCGAAGAAGUAAAGUAAAUGCAGACUGAUAGCAUUAUGAUAACACAACUUUAAUAUGACACUGACAUAUUUUCAAUGCAGGAACUCAAUAUACAAUCAUCCUGGCUGGUGCAGGGCAAGAAGACAUUAGCAACAAAAUAAGAUCUACUUAUGUAUACACUCUAUACAAUCAUCUGAGAAAAACUCCAUUCCUCCACCAAGAACUUGAUGAGACUGGCUUUAUUGGCAGGGCUGCAGAGAACUUUCCUCCACUGCUGAAUAUUGUGGACAGAAACAAUGUUUCUGAACUGGAUCCCCAUGUCUGCACCUCUGUUUAGUCUUUCUGAAUUUUAUAUUGACAUGUCCUUGUAAACGUCAAAGACAACGUCAGUCCUUUCACUAUCACCACCUUCAUGCAGGACCUUGGCUAAAGUUGAGUCCAGCCAGCUUACACCAUGUCAGGAUUGCGUAUUAAUGCAUUUGAUUCGUGCCAACUACCAGGCUGCUAUCUGGAGACGGUCUCUUCAUACCAAGCCAUCUGUACCAAGCCCCAAGGACCAUGCGUGGACCAUAAAUGACGAAGGGCAGCUAGAAAACAGUGGAUGCGUGGUUCCCCAGCACCAGAUGCGGUCUUGCAGUUGCUAUCCUGCAAGUGUGUGAGGACAUGCAAACCACCAGACUGCACGUGUCUCAGCAAUGGGCUGAAGUGCACAAACCUGUGCAAAUUACAAACUUGUGCCAACCAAUACAGUGAGGAAGAGCCCCUUGUACACCCGGCAGAUUCAGAUGUAGAAGAAGAUACAGAUACUGAUGUCGAUUACUGAUGUUGAUUAAUAAAUGAUGACCAAAAGGAGCUAUGUUAACAGACCCACUGUGACUCAGUGACAGUAUUAUGUACUAAGCCAAAACUUGACAGUCAUAUUUGCUGUCACUGUUCCUUAUGGAAAGAAUAGGACUUUGAAUAGGAAUUGGAGUUUUUCUCAGAUGAUUGUAUAGAGUGUAUACAUCAGUAGAUUUUAUUUUGUUGCUAAUGUCUUCUUGCCUUGCACCAGCCAGGAUGAUUGUAUAUUGAGUUCCUGCAUUUAAAAUAUGUCAGUGUCAUAUUAAAGUUGUGUUAUUAUAAUGCUUUUAGUCUGCAUUUACUUUACUUCUACUUCUAAGUCAAAAAAUAUCCUUAAUUUAGACCUUGAUUUAGACCUGACAAUUGGCUAAUUGAAGCUAUAUAUACACACCUGUAUUUGAUAAAUUACUUGAAAUACUACUUAGGGGGUUAUUACAAGUCUCUAUGGCUAGCCAAUAGUUCAAACACACCUAAGUGAGAGAUUAAAAUGAAAGAAAGCUAAUUUUGAAGGAAGGCGAUUUUUCAUUUUUGAACAGCUGCACUCUAUUACUUCAAUGAGUGAUAACUACAAUAAAGCUACCAGUUACCAAGGUCUAUCAUAUAAAAACUUAUUGUAGGGAUGUAUAGCAAUAAAAAAAUCACAACUAGAAUUUGCCCACCCAAGUGGUACCGAUAUGUGAAAUUUUGGUUCUUGGCUCAAGGACUAUGUGGUGUCGUCUGCGUAUUCCAGAUCUGUGAGCUUGGCAGUACCUGUGUCCAAAUGGACUUGAAGCACUUACUGAACUUGUUUCCUCUUGUCUUGCUCUUUGCUUGUGUUGUUCUUGUAUGUAAGAAUAAUAAUAAGAGCUUUAUUUAUCCCCGAAGGGAAAUUCAAUAAUGCAUAUGCUUCACCUUGGAUAAAAGGGUCUACAAAAUGACAUUGUAACAUUGUAACAUCGGCAUGAAAUUUUUGCGUGUUGCCAAUUCAAAGCAAGAUUCCUGGUAUUUACACGAUAGUCCUCGUCAUCAGUGUGUAAUGCACCAUUUGGGGAUGGUGUCUUUCCGCAUCUGAUGUGACAUCAGGUGGUGGUAACAACAGAGCAUACAAGGCAGGACAGUGCUAUUUGUGUGUGUGUGUGUGUGUGUGUGUGUGUGUGUGUGUGUGUGUGUGUGUGUGUGUGUGUGUGUGUGUGUGUCUCCUACAGUGUGUUUACACAUCAUACCUCUUGCACCUUUGCAAUGCCAUAGCACAAUUAGAAAUCUCAUAUGCUAAUAUUACAUCGAAACUUGUCGCAUUGCCAUUGCUGAGAUGCUUCAUGUGUAGAGCUGUAGAUGGUAACAAAUUCCCCUUUGUAUGCAAGGAGAGCAUGAGAGAGUUAACUAUAAUCAAACAGACAUCAUACUUUGUUUUUGCAGGUCCAAUGUACUCCCCAGUAAAAAUUCAAGUGGAGGCUGAAUAUUAAAAUAAUUAAUGGGUCUACGUCAAUCAACUCUAAAAUCAGUUUUAUCCUCAAUGAAUGGCCUUGUCUCAACUCAAAGUGCCUUUUUUCAGAGCCAUGAAGCCUUGCCCAAACCAGACCAGACUGAUUGUUGUACAACCACAUGCUCUGAGUGCUGAUGACAUACUGUACAUGCAGGAACAAAUGAUUCAGUCUGAUCUUUUCAUUUUUAAAAAAUCUAAUGUAGCUCAACUUAAACACUGGGAGGAGGUUCAAACAGCUAGCCUGGCCCAGCUCUUCUAUAUCUCACUGAUUAUCACCUUAAAAAACCCUUGAGUUUCUUAGCUGGUGUGAGGGAGUUCAGGCAGGACUCUCUCUGCUGAGAUCAGUGACUUCCUGCAGGUUUGUCAUCUGGUUGAGGUUGUCAGAGAGGAAACUGUUGAGUGUUUCAGAACUGAUAUUUCAAAGGUAAAGAAGUCUUUUGAUUCAAUUUUCUUUUGCACCAAGUGUCUGCAUUAAAUAACUGCACUCAGUUUACUGUAGUUGAAAGGAACUCAAAUUCUGAUCUGAUCAGCAGUUUUGUUAACUUCAGACCUAUUUGAUGCGAUCUAUCAAACCUUUUUAUCUCCUUUUUCCUGUCACACUACCCUCUAACCUUCUCACAUUUGCGUCUUUCGGCCAGUUGCCUGUAUAAUUAAACCUCAAAGGGGUCUGGCUCUGGAAAAAAUUCAACACAAAUUUAACCUGAAGAUGCAGUCCCAACUCACAAGAUGGCUGCUCUUACAUAGGGCAAGCUGAAGAUCAGAUGCUGAGCUCCAUUAAGAUCAUGUCUUAAUAAAUAGAAGGAUAAAAGCUGUACUUAAGGGAAGCAGUGUCUCCAUGUUCACACCAUAUGAGAGGGCUGCGGGUAUUUUCUGUAAACUGUCUUUUUAGAGUUGAAACUGUUAGUGGUUCAGAGGGGCACAGGAUAGAAGAGACUUGCAGUACCACGUUACAAUGUUAGUUUUCCUUCCUGUUUGCUUGUGCUUGCUCUCUGUGUGUUCUCAAUCUUUGGCUCUAAAAGUGAAAGCUCUGACAUCAGGACACAGACCUGGUCUGUUUAGACUUAGGGAAAUGAAAUCAUGUUUAAAAACACAUAGCUUACAUUACAUGUAUAGCUAUAAAUGUGGCAUUUGAUGUUUACUUGAAAAUGAUAAAGAAUAUUACUAACCAUUAAAGUCUCACUCUUUUUUUUUUCCUACUUAAAGUGUUCUCAGCGAUCUUUCAAUUAUGAUUAUGAACUUAUUAGCUAAAAUCGUGUUACCUGUGUCAUUUUCAUAGGCUUUUUUUCUGCAGAGCUUCAGUAGCACAUUAGUAAUUCACCUCUGAGUCAUGGGUGAAGACAGUGCUGUUCUGCACACUCCUCUUCACACUAGCUCACAGCCAAACAUUGCAGGUGUGGUAGAAGUGGAACGAAACAUAGGAGCUAUUCAGCUCUCGGAUACUAAUGUCUUUGGGGACAUGAUGAAAGUUAAUAUCAUAAUGAGCUUUCUUAUUAGCAUAACAAUCCACUACUGCACACACUUGUUCCGUGUUUGUCCUCUCUUUUUUUUGAGUCCGGCCUGCAUAGCAAGCUUGGUGAGUGGAACUUGGAUUUGUAACAUAUGAAAGCUCAUUGUGUCUGAGCCUGCGGUUUGGGUCUGCCAGAGAUUCACAGCAAUUUGAAUGCAGAAAUACUCUGCAAUUUUGCACUUAGUUUUCUUAUAUGUCCUCUAGCAUCAGAAAAAUGCCAUAUGAGCUUGUAAGAAAACAAGAAAAACAUGAUUUUCAUUGGAGUGGGUCUUUAAUAUGUUUUCAAGCAUAAGUUAGAGUCCUAAUUAUUUGUGCAUUCAAUCAAAAACUCUGUUAGAUUCAGAGUUUUUAUACUUUUUGGACAAUGAGUGUCUGAAGCAAAUUUGAAGACCAAAAGUUUUGGUGAGGUUCAUUUGCUGGGAACAAGAAUAAUAACGAUUUCAUGACAAACCCAUGAGUUGUUACAAGAUUAAAAAAGGAACUUUGAGGUGAAUCCAGAUUAAAAGUCAGAGGAUCUUUUGAUGUAGGUCUUCUUUCUUUUGGGACCCUGGCAGAGAUGCAUCAGAGGAAAAGUGGGAUUCAGUUUCUAGAGAACAAGAAUAUUUGUGCAGUAUUCUACUCAUAUUUAUAUUUGAAGUUGUGACACUUUAACUUAAUAUCGGUCUUAUUGUGGUGAUAAAAGUUAAAGGAUAACAGCAGUUAAUAGGGUUCAGUCUCUGGGGAACAUAAAUCUCAUGAUGUCCUCCUCUGUAGAUGAAACAUGAGCAGUUCCUGGAUCGCCCUGGUCAUGGUGGCUGCUAUUUUCAUCUCCAUGGUCCUCCUGGCUGCCGUCUGUCUGGACUGCAGAGUCAAAGGCCCUCCUGGUGUGAUAUUUUCUUUACACUCUCCAGUAAUGUGGUUCACAAAUGAUCUGACACUUUUUCUGUCUGUGGUUUUAAACCAGAUGAUGUUUCACUUUUCUUUUGGUCAGUCUGAUGCUUUGAUUGUCAGUUGCUAAUGCAUUAAGAUAGAGCCCCUAUAUUAAUUUAUUUCAGUGAAAAAUGUGAACAUUUAAUUCUGUUCUUUAUCCAUCAGUCUCCAUCAGCCAAGCAGCCACUUCAGAUGUAUACAUCUCGUAAGUUUGUUCUCUCACUCAUCUGAUCUAACCUCAACCUGCUUGAUUUAUAAAGCACAUUUGAACAAUUAUCUUUACCAAAACGCUGCACAAAAAGAUCAAAAAGAGCUAAAAGGAAAAAAUACAGGACAAAUACAACACACAAAACCACAAAAGCCAGUAAAACUACUACAAAAUACAGUUAAAGAAAAAAAAACAUUCAAAAUUAACAUCAGGGGGUGUAACAUUAGGGGCACUUUAUAUGUUUUUCAGCUCGGUACAUGGGACCACAAAAAGCAGUUAGAUUGGCAAAUGUCAAAGACCUCAAGGGACUACAGACUUGGAGGAGGACAGAGAUACUGUGGUGCUAUCCCAUUCAAAGAUUUAAAAACAAAUAACGAGAACUUAUUAUGAAUCCUAAAGUGGAGGGGGUGGGAGUAACGUGUCCUCAUAUUUUUAGUGAAAAAUAUAGACACGCCAGUGAGUGCUGGCUUACACUGACAUAAAGUGCUUUACAGUCGUUCAAAUAAGUAGAAAUAAAAGCAUGUCCAACUUACUUAAAAUCACUAAAAUAGAUUUCAUCUUGGAGAAAAGCCUCAGAUGGUAAAAACAAGAUUAGAUAACAAAGUUGAUCUAUUUGUCCAUUUUGAAAUCACUGUCAAUUUCAACAGCAAGAUAUAAAGCUGUGGGUUUGACAUGCGUUUGCAGGUAGCCCAGGUAUAUAUGAGAGGUCACAGAAAGCUCUAGAUCAAAACACAACAACUUCGGUCUCAUCGCUAAAAAUAAAAAAUUAGGAACAUUUUGAUUGUUUGUUUUGUGUAUCCUCUGCAUGUGGAUGGUGAGAACCACCAUGUUUUUAAAAUCAAACCCAAGAAAAGAAGUGAAGUUCAAGUGACAGUUAUGGAAGGAUCAGAAGAGGGGGAUGAGAUGAAUGUUUCCCACAAAAAAAAUAUGACAGACCUUUGGGAAGCUUGACAACAGUUUGAUUUUUCAGCAUUAACAUUUGAAACAACAGUCUUGAGGAAAAAAAAGGAUUAGUCCAAAACAAGUCUUGUACAUUGUAAAACUUUUACCACAUAAACCUUGGGCUAAAUCUUACAGGUGUUAUGAAUGGAUGACGAAGGUUACAUCAGUUGUUUGUGCUGCUGAUUUUUCUAACAUCUCUUUUCUCUUUCGAAUAGAUCCACUAAUUUUAGAGUGAUCCAUUCAUGUAAGUCCUGAAAUCCUGAAAUGUUAGAAAGAUUGCUUAUGCUUUCAGUCAUGGCUCCCAUCUUUGACUGGUAGAUUAAACUGUUCAUCAUUGGGGGAAAUGGAUCUAUUUUCUCUUUUUAAAAAAGCUUCACAAAAAAAGGUCUUAAACAAAAUAUAUUAACAACACUAAACAUUCUUAAAUUCUUAAAUUAUGUGGCAAAAAAAUGUAAUUGGACCACUGUUGUUAUAUUACAGCCCAGUCGACCACUGGCAUGAAUUCCAUCCACCCUACCCUCAACCAGCUGUCACCUUUGUGAGUAACUUCUGACCAUAAACACCAGAAAGGUUUAUGAGUCUUGGCUACUCAUUUACCUUCAGUUUAGAGAAAUGCAUCUUCAAACAAAGUGUAAACUGAGUCAAAGGUUCAGAAAAGAAUCAAUGACAGAGUAGGAACUCAAAUCAAUUAUGGAGCAAGACCAAAUUGAAAUUUACUUUUUGGCCUUUGUUUAGAAGUCUCAUUUUGCAGCUUUUCAAAGGCACUAUUGGUAAAGUAGAAGUGCUCAUGACAUGUUACAGUUCCUUUUCAAGUGUCAGUCUUUGGGUUCCUGAUAGAUAUUUUUCAUUUUUAUUUUCAUUUUUCGAGCAAAAGUUGCAACUUCAUCCCUCUUAUAACUCCGUUUGAAUUGUUGCAACAUAUUUAAUCUGAAUUAAUUUAUUUUAGGUGAACCAAAUGUAUAAAAAAAACAAUAUAUGCAAAGGACAAAGCAUUCUUAAUCUUGCGUACUCAAGAACAACUGUCUCCAAAAUGUCUUAGUGUUUGACUACAAUAAAGGAGUAAAUGUAUUAACAGUGAUCAAUAUGAUCCAGGUUGAAGUUCUACUUUUAUUCUUUAUAAAGAUGGAAACAAAAAUGGCAGCAGAUAGAAUUACUACAUCAGGAAUUCCAUUCAGAGGGAAAGUCUAACCUGUUAUCUUUAUGUUCCUUUAAAUUUAGCCCGCCUCAAACUGAUUCUGGAAGUCAGCGAAGAAAAACAUCUUUCACUCCAACAGAAACUGGUGAGAUUUUUCUGCAUUUUGUGAGAAAUAUAUCUUUAUUUUCAAAGCCAUGUGAUGAACCUCUGACACACAUAUAUCAUAUCUGUCUUUCCCACAGAGAGUAACCCAAGCUAUGAGAAUCAAGCAGACGGUAAGAUCAAGUUUAGUUCGACUCAAUGACAAACAGAAAGCCAAGUCUUGGUUCAGUAAAAAGUGCUUCCUGUAGCGUUUCCUGUUUUUUGGACUCACAGAUCUUGAUAAGGGACUUGAAAUAAACUCCAUCUAUGACUGUUUUGCCACAACAAAGGUCUCGUUGGUUUUGACCUUGACCUUACUCCAACUUUCAACUGUUGAUUGGACAACUACUGACACAAAACUGACAGAUCCAGGUUUUGACUCAUCUGGACCAAUUACUUGAAGGUCUUGACUUGGAAUCAGUUAUUUGGUCUCAAAUUUUGACUUGUAUUUCAUAGGGCUCAUGGGGAGAAUCGUUUUGGGACUUGUUGACAUUGACGUUGUGAUUAAUGGACUCAGCUUGAGACUUGAGGGUUUUGGCAGCUAACUUUUUGUCAUGAACUUGUUCGUCUUGAAUAGGGUCCUGCAGGCUCUGUGACCUGUUGGCUCUGGGAUCAACUGGCCUUCAGUUUAGAUUAUAUGACACAGCAUUUCUUUACCUAAUAUUGGGACUAAAUAACACAGUUUGGACAUGCUCACCUUGACAUUGUAUUUGAUGGACUUAGCUUGGGACUUGGUGGAUUUGGGAAUAUUGUCUGUGAUUUGGAAUUGUUUAGAUUGACAUGAGACAUGAGGAACAGGUCAGAUUGUUGGGCAUACAGUACAACUUAUUGGCAUGGACUUUUGACCUGUUUUUGGGACCUGUUCUUUAGACUUGUAUGUUUAAAGAUUGGACUAGUAGGACAUGAAGCCGCCUCCUGGUAGGAACUUUGGAGAAGAGACCUGAAUUUUCAUCCCCUCAUAUGGAGUCGAUGGACUCAACUUUGACAGCAUCAACGUGAGAGUUGUUGGUAUCAGCCUGUGACUUGUGAGAGUUGAUUUGAGACUUGAUGACCUCACUUGCCUUUACUUUUGGGGUUGACACAGGAUUUUAACCUUGUUCACCCAGGACUUUAUUUUUGACUUACAUAUAGACUUGUUAACCUUGAUUUGAAAGUUGACAGAUCAAGCAUGAACUUGUUUGGCUUGUGACUUGGACUUGUUCCUUCCUCAACCUUUUUUGAGUUAUUGCUGGUUUUACAUGAUGGAAUCUGGCUCAGUGUAAGCAGCAAACCAAAGACAGUCUGUAGUUUACUCUGACCUGUACUGCUGAAUGUCAUUGGGAUGUCAGUGUGACCUGAUGUCCUGUUUCUUACAGUGUCUGAUUACAUAAAUGCGGACAGUGACCAAGAAGAUCAUGGAUACAUGUAGGUUUGUCCUUUCAGACACUGUUGACAUGGUUUUCCUUCUAAAACCUAACAGUAAUCUGAUAACCUCUUCUUUGAUUUCUACAGAGUUGUGCUGCCUGAUGGUCCGACCAAUCCAAGCCGAGCUUCAACGCCAAGUUCAGGUACAGAAUGACAAAAGGAAAUUUGAAGCACAGUGUGGGUUUUUUUUAAUCUUUCCCAACUCUUUAAAAGGAAUUGUGGGUUUUAACAACUAAUCAGCUGCUUGUUUCACAACAGAUGUCCAGCAUGAUUAUGAGAAUUUCCCAAAGACAGGUGGUGAGGGGACUUUCAUUGUUUUUAAAAUUCAAUUUCUAGAUUAAACAUUUUUUUCCAUGUUUUAACAUAUUUUUCAGCCACCAAAACCAAAAUUCAACAACUACUAAAAGCACAGUAUGGUUUCUGUGUUCUUGUUUUUUCUUCAGAGGAUAGAGACUAUCUUAAUGUGGAGCCUCUGAACUUUGAACGUGAGUUGGAUUUUUAGUGUUUAUUUUUAUGUCAUGUGACACUGAGCUCUUCCUCACUCUAUGCUGUUUCUCACAGGAAGCUUGAUGAACUCCUCUAUGUUUAUGAGGGUUUUAGACUAAGGAUGUAAGAACAUAAUUCAGUGCAAAGCAAUGGUCUAAAGAUACUUCUCACAGUCCCUAGAGAGUCCUCUAAAUAUGGAUGUAAAGAUACUAAUCAAAGAAUUAAAUGAUGUUCCUCAGAGUGUUAUGUAGAGAUGAGUUCAAGCAGCAACUAUGUCAAUCAAGCACCUAUAGGCUGUGCUAGGACCUGGUUGGAAGUUUAAUGUAAAACUGUUGUUGUGGUGUAAGACUGAGAAUACAUAUUGGAAGGCACUCACUGAAAUGGUAAACAUGCAGCAUGCUGUCCCUAAACUGUCCUGCCAUACAAGGGCAGCUGUAGCUCAGUAGUCGAGUCAGUGGUCUCUCCCCUUUAAACAGGCAGAAAUAUUAGAGCCAGAGUCAUUGAUAGACAGCCUUCUCCUUCAACUUACAGACCACUUUACUGCAUACACUAAAUCUCCCCCUUUAUUAAAGGCAUGGUUGAGGAUCUGAGAAGCAGUUGAAAAAAACUGAGCUGUUGAGGCAGAUUCAAAAAAAGCAUCCCACCCCCAGUUAACUUAUAGAUAUAAAUCUGCUCAUGCGUCCCAGAGAAUGAUUCUUGGAACUGGUCCCUGACACCACUGACUAGCUUAGCUGAUGCUUCAUAGUCAGCGUCUUUGAGUCUGUGAAAAGCGCUUUACAAAUAAAAUGUAUUAUUAUUAUUAUUAUAUUUCAUGUUUUUUUCCAGGAUCAACACCAGACUUGUCAGCUAAGAGCUGCAGCAGCAGCAGCAGCAGUGAUGAUGAGGAGGAUGAAGGGAACUAUGUCAAUCAGCCUCCUGUGAGUUUAAAACAGAGCUUCUAAAAGAUGUUUCAAGCUUUAAUGUGAUCAAGCUGUUGAUCCAAAAUUUUCCCACCUUUUCAGAUGCAUUGCAGCCCAGUGCAUGAUGGGGCACAGACUGAGCAGCUGCAGUGAGCUUUUAUUCUGCCAUCAACAUUUUUCUUCUUGAUCCCCUGCAAAAAGAUGAUGAUAGUGACUCUCCCACAAACUCUGUUUUUCCUCGGUUCUUGAAGUCCAGUCCACAGAAAUUGUUCGUCUGUUUAGUUUGAUCAGGUCUCUGACUGAAACAGUUAAAACUCUUAAUGGAGGUGGAAUAUUUAGACAUGCUAGGCUCAUUCAUGAAACAUAAGCAGAGUGAAUUUUUGUGUAAACUGCAAGUAGAAUGAAAUUUACAGGCAAACUCUCAUUUAACAAUCUUUUAGUAGUUAAGAUUUCUUCGUAGCUUCUUACGAAAUCUAUAGCUGCUCCUGACCAGGAGUACAAUGUGUGCACAUGGAGAAUUCACAGAAAUAUUGGCUAAUUAUUAUCAGAAUCUCUAGUUUAAUUCAAAUUGGGAUCUAUUAUGGUCACAAUAGGCAGAUACCUUUCAAACAUCAUUUAAAUAUGUCAAAAAUAAAUCAGUCAUUUAACACAGUUAUUUGGCAUAUAACUGUGUUAAAUGACUAUAUACAUACAGUAUAUAUAUAUAUAUAUAUAUAAACAUACACACACACACACACACACACACACACACAUAUAUAUAUAUAUAUAUAUAUAUACAUACAUACAUACACAAACAUAUAUAUAAAUACACAAAUAUACACACACACAGAUAUAUAUAUAUAAUUUUUUUUUGGUGGGACUGUUGGGACUGGGAUGAAGAAGUGAGAGACAGCUGGUUUAUCAGUAAGAACAUGAACCUGUUCACAUACUUGCUUGUUUACAGAACCCUCAGGUGACAGAUCUAGGAAAAAGCCAUGUGCUGAUUCUUGCACAUGCAUUCGUAUCCGUGCACAUGGAUUAUCCAUACUCACAGAUUUAAAUUUAAUUGUUAUUUUAUUACUUUGGCACUUCAGGGGUCCGUCCUUGUGUUUCAACUAGAGGUCUAUCCUGUCAAUAAGGUACUGUAUAGGCUGUUGCCUAUGACUCGGCUAACCCACCAUCCAACAUGGUAGAUGGUUUAUAAUGACACCCAGUCCAGGCUCAGUCUCAGUCUGUUCAGUCUGUAUCAAUAAUGAUCUGAAAGAGAGAGUUGCUGCACCACUAACAGGAGAAGAUAAAAGGUCCACUUCACCAAAAAUAACUUCCUUUCCUGUGAUCCUUGUCAGUGUCUGUUCAUGGGCAGAGAUUUGUUAUGACGAGUGGCUGCCGGGACCUGUCACUUUAUUAUUGAUUGGCAUCCAUGAACUUGCUUGAGCUUACUCAAGUGUUCAUGAUCAAACUCAGUGUUUCUACAGCGUUCAUAAAACCAGAAACUUUUUUAGUUCAGGCGAUGUUUACGUGUAAAUCUAAACAUUAAUUUAAUAACAUUUCAUGAAUGAGAGCCACUGCUUUUAGCCACUGCUUUUAGCUAAAUUAAAUUAGGAGCCAAAUGUGCUUUACAAUUCUACAACCACAAUCUGGUUUUCACCAAAUCAGUGAGACAUCUUUAAUAUUCUUGAUUGUAUCUGCAAGAAAUACUUAAUUGUAAAAAAAAAAAUUUAAACAUAAAAAACAUUAUCACUGUCUACAGAUUCCACCUGUAACUCAGGAAACACUCUGUUAUUGAAAUCCAUAACUGUCAUAUCAAUAACCAGGAGCAGGUCAGCAAACAGUCUUUACUGAUGUUCACAACCAUGAUCUUAAAAAUGAGUGAAAAUCAUUUGAUUUUUUUGUUCUUUUUGGUUUCUUUCACCCGUCAACCCUUUCCUCCAGUGUCUUUUAAUCAUGUUACCACGCUUGACUUUGAUUUUACUGACAACUCCUGAGAAUGUCUACAUUUACUGUUAUUAUAUGUGUAAUCCAUGUGUGUGUUAUUACAGUUGUCUCUGUAAUCUGCCUGCAUGUUUUUGUUACUAUUUUGUUACGAAUUAAAGGGUAACAGAACUUGAUCCUCUCCAAGAUUUUAUUGCACUUCUUUUACUUUUGUGUGAGCUGCUGAUUCUUCAAGUGAAAAAUAAGUCAAAUCACUUCCUUUACUUCUUGUAGAUCAACGGAGGCCUUCUAGGCCAUGAGCCAGGGGGGUUGGUCGGUAUCAACUGAGGGGAAUAAUGCUCAUAGUGAUUUUUGACAUUACAUGUAUAGAGUUAGAAAAUAUGUGAUAGCAUUGCAGCAGUGGUAGCUAAAUGGGUGCUAUCAUGCAUUUUAUUUUAUAACACUAGGCGAAAAUUACAUGGGUCAAUAUAUGAAAACAUACAACUUAACCCCCCAAAAAACCUAUAGAAAGGGUUUCAUUUUACCAUAAAUCAUUUCUAUAAGGUUUCUAGACUAACAUAAGUCCUAUGAAAUCCUAGUUGGAAAAGUAUGUUAAUUUCGCCAGACAACAAUACGCGAAUGAGCUCAAAACUCAUUAAAAUUUGCCCAAAAUACUCCUUUUCCCCUGAACUAUUAUCACAGUGAAAGCACAUUGAAAGCGGGUGAUGGCAAUGCUGCUUUUGGACUGGCCUCUAACCUGAAAACUGCCCGGAUUGGUUGCACCUACCAGGGGUAUAACCCCAGCCGGUGUAGUCUUCAGGGUCACUGAGGCACACAAGCCUCCCCACCACGACAAGGUAGCAACAAAAGGGGAGGGUGUUUUUUUUUUUUCUUUUUUUUUUUGGUAUGUUUAUUUUUGCCUGGAUCCUCGCCACCUUCUCUACAUGUCAGUUCCUGGCUUGUUCUUUGCUUUGUUCUGGGACAGAGUUAAACCAAGAAAGGUGGAUUUUGGUGUAUAUCUCUGUUUGCCAUUCAGGAAUAGUGUAGGCCUGAAUCUCUCCAAUUCUCAAUUAUACAGAUCAUACUUUUGACUACUAUACGUCCACAACCUAAUAAUCAAAAUCAUUUUCAUCAACUUCUUCCAUGUCUUCUUCAUCUGAACUUUCCACACUGUGUGAGGUGGAUGCUUGGUUCUCACAGUCUGCCAGUCUACACAUGUCAGUACACUUGAGGCCAUUUGCAAUACAGACACAUUUUGGGAGUGAACAUUUCUUUGGACAGUUACAGGCCAGUAGAUCCAGGACUGCAUCAGGUUCUGGCUGGCCAUCCAUCCAGUGUACCACCAACUGUUCAGAUUCACCUUCUGUCUCCAUUUUCCACCCUCUGCCAACAGGGCUUGGCUAAUGUGGGUAUUGCUGCAGGCAUCUUCUCCAUAUACCAGCCUGGUAAUUUGCUCGAUGUGCAUGUUUCGUUAAACAGUCCUUGCAAGGUGGGAGUUGAUGACUUUCAAUUUCACCUUUUUUGGCACAGAAAAGGUGAUACCUGAGCUCAUUGAUCUUGAUGGUUGGUGCUUUUGGCGCAUACAUGAGACAUGUAAAUGCAUGCAUGUAAAUCCAUUUAGACUGACUCAGGCCAGGUGUGAGUGUGACAACUUAAAUCACAGCAGGAAUACAGUAGAAAUAUGUAGCCUAUGCAUUACUUACCAUGUUUUAUGUAUUAAAAUGUUUAGGUUGUGUACAAAUUAAACCUUUGUGUUACAUCUUUCAUGAAAACGGAAGACAUAUAUU